This is a messenger RNA of Condylura cristata (star-nosed mole), 2263 nucleotides long. RefSeq names its product methyl-CpG binding domain protein 4 (gene MBD4). Gene Ontology annotation, cellular component: nucleus. Bases 155 to 1807 code for a protein of 550 amino acids. Gene Ontology annotation, biological process: DNA repair. The record is from RefSeq and is a predicted model, not a curated record. Gene Ontology annotation, molecular function: DNA binding; pyrimidine-specific mismatch base pair DNA N-glycosylase activity. The transcript is spliced from 8 exons. Lineage: Eukaryota; Metazoa; Chordata; Mammalia; Eulipotyphla; Talpidae.
UAAACUGCAGGGUACUGAGGCUUCAUCCCCUUCAGCUUUGGGGUUCAGCCCAGCGCUGUGAGAUCGAGGGGUUUUUACAUUUUACUUCACUCCAGGGCGUCGCACCUUUCGGCCGGUUGCUGUAUCCGGAGCUAGCUGGACGGUCACGACUGGGAUGGAGAGUUCCAGCCCGGGGGACUGCGGAGGUGCCCCCUCGGCCACCUCCCGUGAGCGCCUAGUCACAGAUCAGCCGUGUGACCUCCGUUUUAUCAGUGAAGAAAGUGAGGGUUCUGGUCUGCCUCAAGAACCCGUUGCUCCUGCGCAGUGCGACGGUGCUGCCGUCACAGAACACCGGACACCUGUCCCGUGUGGAUGGGAAAGACUUGUGAAGCAGCGACUGUCUGGGAAAACAGCAGGAAAAUACGAUGUGUACUUUAUCAGCCCUCAAGGAGUCAAAUUCAGAUCCAGAAGUUCACUUGCUAAUUAUCUUCACAAAAAUGGAGAGAAUUCUCUUAAGCCAGAAGAUUUUGAUUUUACUGUCCUUUCUAAAAGGCGCUUAAAGUCAAGAUAUAAGGACUGCGGUGGGGCGGCUCUCACCUCCCAGCUACAAAAGGAUAGUAGAAGUUCAGGCCAGACCCUCAGGACACGAAGCAGGCAGAAAAAAGAUGUGCUCCCUUUGCCAGGGGGUGGUUUGGAGUUAAAAGAUAGCAGAGGAUUCUCUAACUUGACUUCCAUUCGUUUGCUGAAAGAAGGAGAUGGUGUGGAUGGUGUGGACCCCAGAAAGGUUACAAAGUCCCGAAGAAAGGUGACUGCUUCGAAAGGAAUUAAAAUUAAGAAAACGAAAGCUGGGUGCCAGAAGAGUCUUCCAGAUUCAACCCCAACAAACACAAAAGGAGAAUUUGCGUGCUGUAAAGCAGAGGCUGAAAGUGAGCCGGCUGCACAGGAGAGUCAGCUUGAUGGGGCUGCCGAGGCUGGCCGCAGGGCAAGCAAAGACACCCUGGGCAGGACCCCUGAGGGGGAGCCCCAGAAGAAAGAGUGUUCAGGAGCCGAUUUUCUUUGUGAACAAACAACUUCUGGCAACGUAAACAAAUUAUGUUCAACUAAAGAAGCAGAACCCAGUGAACUGUGUGAAGAUACCCUUUUAGAACCUGAAGAAAUAAGAACAAAAGUGGAAACUGGGGAAAGGAAGGGACAUUUGCAUAUCGAUGACUUCAAAGGCGACACUGAAAUAGGCUGCAGCUGCUCACAGGUGGAGAAAAAUUCCACCUCUGAGAAACUGUGUCAAGAAGAUACCAUCCCACGGACACAAAUAGAAAAAAGGAAAACAAGCCUGUAUUUUUCCAGCAGAUAUAACAAAGAAGCCCUUAGCCCGCCGAGACGCAAAGCCUUCAGGAAGUGGACCCCUCCUCGCUCCCCUUUCAACCUCGUCCAAGAAACACUUUUUCAUGACCCGUGGAAGCUCCUCAUCGCGACUAUAUUUCUCAACCGGACCUCAGGAAAAAUGGCAAUCCCUGUGCUUUGGGAAUUUCUGGAGAAGUAUCCUUCAGCCGAGGUAGCCAGAACCGCAGACUGGAGAGAUGUGUCAGAACUCCUGAAACCUCUCGGUCUCUACGACCUUCGUGCAAAAACCAUUAUCAAGUUCUCAGAUGAGUAUCUGACAAAGCAGUGGAGGUACCCGAUCGAGCUUCACGGGAUUGGCAAAUACGGCAAUGACUCUUACCGAAUCUUUUGCGUCAACGAGUGGAGGCAGGUGCACCCUGAAGACCAUAAGUUAAAUAAAUACCACGACUGGCUUUGGGAAAAUCAUGAAAAAUUAAAUCUGUCUUAGCACUCUUUGACAUUUUCAAACUCAUUCUUUAGACGUUGCUCUGCGCUUUGAUUCCUCGGAGCUCUGUUAAGCACAGGCGUGUGGAUGUCAUCAGCCCAGUCAGAAAUCUGAUUCUGUUUUCUUAAGGCUCAUGCCACUUGACAGAGCUUUGCUACUGAACAUGCCAGAACAGAUUUUGAGGUUUUUUAAUAAAUUGUAAUUUGACAACAAUCCUAACAAUGUGUAUGAUGUUUCCCAUAAUGAAAUAUGAUUUAAAAAGUGACAGUACCUUUUCUGAAUGGUCAAUAACACAAAUUUUAUAAACCUGGCUUAAGGAAAAGUUAGCCUUUGUUCUCUUCCUAUAAAAAUGCUGUCGUACAAUUGUCAUACUAAAGGACUACAAAAGGAGGCCUUCCGGUGGGGCAGGGGUGAAGUCUCAGCACUGAAGCAGUCCACAGCCACUGCAGCUCGAGUUCG